AUGUGCUACUUUGAGCAGACGCGCUGGACAUGCGGCUACUGGAAGUGGGGAAACUUCCGCCAGCAGUGCCCCAAGGAGUACCGCACCGGCGAGACGUGCGGGCUCAAGCUGGUGUACGCCACCGUGUACCGCAACGAGACGUGCAAGCUGUGCGAGCAGAUUGAGAAGAAGAACCGCCGUCUCGAGAAGCUGCAGCGAGAUGUGGAGCGCUGGCAGCACGAGGGCAACCGGCCGGCCACGAUCGAAAAGACGCAGCAAGACAUUAUGGAGAUUGAGGAGCGGGUGAACCAGCUGUACCAGGACCAUGUCACCCGGCAAGCCAGCGUGGCUUGA
Molecule: messenger RNA, 333 nt
Organism: Sporothrix brasiliensis 5110
Lineage: Eukaryota; Fungi; Ascomycota; Sordariomycetes; Ophiostomatales; Ophiostomataceae
Exons: 1
Coding region: 1-333 (110 amino acids)
Source: RefSeq, a predicted model, not a curated record